AUGUAAUUAACAAAAAAUCCAAAUCAAAACCAUCUUCAAUAUCACACUAGAUCUAAUUCCUUAAAUAAAUCAUAUUCAUCAAAAUAACCUUCUGCAAAUUUACCAUUAUUACUAAGACAAUAAACAACAUUUGUUAAUCAUAAAAUUAACAAUGAAAAUGAGUCUAGUGUUGCUAACUAAAACACAGAAAUUUUAGGGGAUUUUAUAUUGCCAUCCUAUAAAUACACAAAAUAAUAGAAUAUCAUUUUGGCAGAUGAAUUAACAGAGAAAGUGUCAUCGUUACGCAAUAAUACAAAUUUAAAUGUUGUUAAAUAAAUGGUUAGAAAAAGAGUAAAAACAUAUCAUAGUGAUUUAGAUAGUUCUAUGAUUUCAACCUAAAGAUUGAUUACAGAUCCUGGAAUAGUUGUUCCAAAGAAAUCUAAUAACAAUUAAUAUUUAAUAGACAGAGAAUAAGUUUCUCAAGAUGGAGUUAAAUUUCCAUUUAGACUAUUUAUGAUCAAUAAAAAGAGAAAGAAUUUAAUUUCUUAAUUGCUUACAAAUACAAAUAUUAAUGAUGUAGCAAAAAAUAAUGAAAAUGAUUCUGAAAACAAAGACUUAGCAGAAAGAUUGAUUGGUUAAAUUAAAGCUUCAUAAGAAUAGAAAUCUAAGAAAGCUUUAACUUCCAAGAGUUGUAUGAAUAAUGCAUUAUAUUCUUUAUUGGCAUUAAAAAAAAAUUCACAAGAAGCUGUUAAAUUAAAAUAUAGAUAAAAUUUACCAAAAGAUUCAAGAUUUUAUUUAUUAUGA
Paramecium primaurelia is the source of this 783-nucleotide messenger RNA. The record is from the annotation of a GenBank genome assembly. Lineage: Eukaryota; Ciliophora; Oligohymenophorea; Peniculida; Parameciidae.